UUUCUGACCGUCUGUGAGCAGAACAGAGCAGAGGGGUCAUCGAUGGCGAGAGGGAGAAUAGGGAAGGGAGCGGCGUCGGAGGAAGAAUCGACGAUGAAGAAGGUGAAGGAGUGGAGCACGUGGACGCUGAAGAAGGCGAAGGUGGUGGUCCACUACGGCUUCAUCCCGGUGGUCAUCAUCAUCGGCAUGAACUCCGAGCCCAAGCCCCAGCUCUACCAGCUCCUCACCCCUGUUUGAGUUCCGAUUCUCUCUCUCCCCCUUUUUUUCUUUUCGGCCUUCAAAUGCAUCCGUCGACUUCACUUUCUGUUGUCUGAGUCUCCAUCUUCCUCUUCGUUUGCUUAUUGAUGGCAGCUAGUUAGUUAGUCAGUCAGCUAUGAAUUGAUGCGAAAUGAUCUUCGCUUGCUAUUGUAAUACUUCUUGAUCGAUGGCGCUUUACAUGAAUGAAUAUCGAUGAGUUCCUGAUCCUUCAGUUCU
This is a messenger RNA of Punica granatum (pomegranate), 474 nucleotides long. NCBI's taxonomy places the organism in Eukaryota, Viridiplantae, Streptophyta, Magnoliopsida, Myrtales, Lythraceae. The record is from RefSeq and is a predicted model, not a curated record.